Messenger RNA from Penicillium olsonii, 1611 nucleotides. The record is from the annotation of a GenBank genome assembly. Lineage: Eukaryota; Fungi; Ascomycota; Eurotiomycetes; Eurotiales; Aspergillaceae.
AUGUUGCGCCAGAUCGCCACUUGCUCCGAGGGCAUCGGGGUUGCUGGUCCGAACCCUUCCCUGGGCAACGAGAAGUUCAUCACCCCAAUCGCUGACCUUGAGGAGGUCAAGGAGGAGAUAACCGUGACCAAUAGUGUGCUCAUCGAUGACUAUGAUCCCGGCACCAGAGAUACCAUCAUUGUCACUGGUGCUGACGUUGCUGCGCACCUGAUGCCAAUGCGAGAUGACCACGACACCGCGAUCACAUUUCGGGCCAUCUUCCUAGGAUCGGUUUUUGUCGCCUUCUCCGCAGGUCUGGGUCAGAUCUACAACUUCAAACCCGGCGGCUCAAGCCUGGCUAGCAGUCUCAUCCUGAUCUUUGUGUACGUCCUCGGGACUGCUUGGGCCAACGUCCUCCCAGACGCCAAUAAAUUUGAGAAUCGAUGGAGGGCUCGAAGGGGCCAGGGAAAGACCCCCAAGUGGAUAUCUGCCCUUCGAUUCCUGAAUCCUGGCCCAUUCGGUAUUAAGGAACACGCGGCCAUAAUGAUAUGUUCUUCUGCAACUACUGAUGACGCUGAUUUCACGGCGCUAUUCGCAGCACAGAAACUUUUCUACGACGUUCCUCUGACUGCGACUUCCAUAGUCCUCACCUUGAUAUCUGUUGGGCUGUUCGGGUACGGUGUGUGUGGCCUCAUACGCCCUGUCGCUGUAUGGCAUCUUGAAGCGGUGUACUGGACCAACAUUCCCAGCGUGAAAACGCUGCAGGAUCUUCAUUGGGGUAGUUACCGUGACUCGCGGCAACUGCGGUUCUUCUGGUACGCGUUCGGGGGCAUGGCCAUCUACCAAAUCAUCCCUGGAUGGAUGUUUCCUUGGCUCAACGGAGUGUCGAUCCCGUGUCUCGCAUCUCAGAAGGCCACCGGUUACAACGGCUCAGUUCUCACCAAUCUCUUUGGCGGGGCUACUGCCAAUGAAGGUCUCGGCUUUUUCAGUCUCUGCUUUGACUGGCAAUAUCUCGGAAUGGGGACACUAGCCUUGCCUCUGAAAUUGCAACUUCACUCGACAGUGGGCUUAGGCAUAUGCUGCUUGGUCAUGAUUGCUAUUUAUUAUGGGAAUGUCUGGGACGCUCUAUCGCAACCUUUCAUGUCCCCAAUUCUUCGCACUGACAGUGGGAAACCAUACCCCUCUAAAAGCCUUUUUCCCAGUGGCCGGCUUGAUAUUUCAAUGUUGGAGAAAUAUGGGAUCCCACGCCUGUCAGGUACAUUUGCAUAUGGCUUGCUAAUGGCGAAUGCUGCUGCAAGUACCCACCCAAACACCCUUCGAAUUGUAUUAUGGCUAAUCCCCGUCGGUCAGAUUGGGGCUUUGUUUGUGCACAUUGCUCUUUUGUGGGGCGAAGAAGUUUGGCGGUCAUUUCAUAUAAGCACAACAGGCCAGUUCAAAGACCCGCAUCAUGCGCACAUGGCGGAGCAUUACAAACGGACACCUUGGUGGUGGUAUGUGAUCAUUUUGGUUUUUAGUUUCGUCCUCGGUCUCGUCGUCGUCAUAAAAGAAAACCUCAUGCUUCCCCCGUGGGCGUACGUGGUUGCGUUGAUACUUGGGAUCAUCGUUUCUUUCUUCGUGGGUAUCGGGGAUUGA